Molecule: messenger RNA, 642 nt
Organism: Arabis nemorensis
Lineage: Eukaryota; Viridiplantae; Streptophyta; Magnoliopsida; Brassicales; Brassicaceae
Source: the annotation of a GenBank genome assembly
AUGGGCGAGUCUAGCAACACGAUGGCUUACAUUAAGAGAGAGCCAGAAGAUAAUUUGGAGACCAACGUGAAAGAUGAUAUGGAGACCAAUGUGAAAGAUGAUAUGGAGACCAAAGUGAAUCUCUUGCUUGAGACAAUGCAAGGAUUGGCUCUUCGUCUUCAACAAAUCGAGGCAAAGGUGGAUAUGUUGGCGAAAAAGGCUGAUUUAGAGGCGGCUUUUAACUCACAUGAGGGAAAGCAAGUUCCUUCUAAGAAGCCUAUUGCUAGAGCACUUUUUAAAGACGAAGAUCCUGAUGAGGAAGAUGACAAACCUCCCAAGAAAAAGGCUGAAACAUAUGCCAAUAAUACUCCUAAUGGUGGUAGUGGAGGUCGUCCUUUCCACGAUGGUCCUUCUCCUCCUCACUUCCAUCCUGGCAGAGGAGGUCGUCCUUGGCCUUCCAACUUCCGCAAACGUGGUGGAAGAGGUCGUCCUUCUUCUAAAUUCCGCGAUGGUGGCAGUGGAGAUCCAUAUUGGCCUUUUAACUUCGGCGAUGGUAGCAGGGGAGGUCCUCCUAGGCCUUUUAACUUCCCUGAUGGUAAUAGUUUAGGUCCUUGGUCUUAUAACAACCGUUGUGGUGGUCAAGGCUUUUGUGGCUACUGUUGA